Messenger RNA from Pseudonaja textilis, 2651 nucleotides. NCBI's taxonomy places the organism in Eukaryota, Metazoa, Chordata, Lepidosauria, Squamata, Elapidae. The record is from RefSeq and is a predicted model, not a curated record.
UGAUAGUAUACUUCUGAAUUUUGGUUGUGAAUACGAACAAGAAAACACCAGUGAUCUAUUUGGGUAAAUUUGGCAGAUAGGAACAAGCUAAGCUUCAAGGGUCUUCUUCCAAUUUUCAACUACUCUGAAGUGGAAAAAUAUGAGGUAUAGCUUAUCUGAAAGGUCUGUCAUGAAUCGAGGGCUAUGCAUCCUGCCCAAUGCACCGUUUACUCCAGCAAUGAACAUUUAAACCCGGUUCUGCUUGCAAAUGAAACCCUGACCAGCGUUUCAGCUACUUUCUCUUCCAAAACUCGCGGAGUUCGUGCUAGUUGGAAGUAAUACGAUCAGCUCAACUCUAGCUCUGAAUGCCAUCGCCGGUUCUCUAGUUUCCAGGCCUUGGAGGAAAGGAAAGGUGAGGCGAAGCAAGACGAGAAAUCAGCCUCUGCAGGAAACGGCCGCUGCCGUCGCAUCACCAGUUCUUCACGCAGAGCCGGAGCUGCAGUUUCCUCGCGGAACGCGGGAAGGAAACCGCGCGCUUGCUAGUUCCCGCCGCCACUGCCGCUGCCGCCAUGGCCCAGUUCUUCUCGCUGGCCGAUUGCGAAGUGAUCGGCUUCGAUCUGGAUCACACGCUGUGUCGCUACAACCUGGUGGAGAGCGCCCGGCUUAUAUAUGACAGCUUCGCUCAGUAUAUGGUGAAACAAAAAGGAUACGAUAAGGAACUUCUGGAUGUGAUGCCUGAAAACUGGGAUUUCUGCUGCAAGGGCUUGGUGCUGGACCUGGAAGAAGGGAACUUUCUUAAACUUGCAGAUAAUGGAACCAUUUUGAGGGCAAGUCAUGGCACAAAACGUAUGACCUCUGGAGAGAUCUUGGAGAAGUAUGAAAGGAGGGAGUGGAAACACUUUAAGACAAUGAGUGGAAUGGUUUCUCGUUCAGCUAAAUAUUAUGCCUAUGACAAUUACUUUGAUCUGCCUGGAUCACUUCUUUGUGGACGGAUUGUGGAUGGUUUAGACAAACACAGCCCUAGGAGAAAAUAUGACUUCUGGAAGGAUAUGGUUGCUGCCAUACAGUAUAAUUAUAAAACGUCAGCUUUUAAAGAAAACUCUGGGAUGUACUUUCCUGAAGUGAAAAGGAACCCAGGAAAAUAUAUACGGUCUUGUCCUGAUUCUGUCAAAAAAUGGUUAAGAAGAUUGAAGGAGAGUGGAAAGAUUCUGCUAUUAAUUACUAGCUCUCAUUCUGACUAUUGCAGACUAUUAUGCGAGUACACUUUAGGGAAUGAUUUUGAAGAUCUUUUUGACAUUAUAAUCACAAAUGCCCUGAAACCUGGUUUCUUUUCUCGGACACCAACUCAAAGACCUUUCCGGAGUCUGGAGAAUGAUGAAGAACAAGAAGCACUCCCAACCCUGGACAAACCUGGCUGGUAUUCCCAAGGUAACUCAACCCAUUUGUGUGACUUGCUGAAGAAGAUGACUGGCAAAAUAGAACCAAAGGUCGUUUACUUUGGUGAUAGUAUGCACUCAGAUAUUUUCUCAGCUCAUCACUAUUGUAACUGGGAGACUGUCCUUGUUUUAGAAGAGCUUGGAGGAGAUGGUGGUUUGGUACUUACAGAGUCAAGGUCUGAACCCUUAGAGAAGAAGGGAAAGUAUGAGGGACGUCAACCCAAAGCACUCCAUUCCAUUUCUAAACAGUGGGGUUCUUUCUUUGUGGAUACUAUUUCAGGAAAAGAAAACGAAGAGGAAAUCUUAGUAAAUACGUGGUCUUGCAAAUCUGUUCGUACUUAUAGCACAAUUACAAUCCCAAGUAUUGAAGCCAUAGCAGAUUUACCACUGGAUUAUCAAUUUCCUAGAUUUUCUUCAAAUAGCUCAAUAACUACUGGUUUCUACCCCAAACCUCCAAAGUCUUUAUCAGGUGUUGAGUGAAUGGCAACCAAAUAAAACAUCUUUCAAGAAAAGCAAAUCUGAAUUUUCAUCAUGCUUAAGCAGAAAUGUUAGAAGCUACUGAGAAUCAUGUAAAUUAAAUACCAUAUCAAUUCAAAAGACAGUUUGGAAAGGACCUAACCAGGCUGAAGAAAAAGAAGCUUCCUAUUUUCCUAUUGUUUGUGAUACAUCAGUCUACAACAGGGGUUCCCAACCUUUUCUAUACCCUGCACCCCUAGAAUGCUUCUGAUAUAUUCUCACACCCCUUACAAAAGUAAAUAAUUAUAUGCAUGUAAUUAUGCAUAUAUACUAUAAUUUUGAAACUUCUAAACCCAAGUUUUCGCACCCUCUAGAAUAUCAUCUCGCACCCCUGGAUGGGAACCCCUGGUCUAAAAUGUUUUUUUUUUUAAUCCUGUUUUCCGAAAAUUUGCUGCAGACUUACAGUCAUAUCCUGGGUAUCUUUGCCACUUCAUGCAUUACAUGGCCACUUUGUAUCUGUAAUAACACAAGGGGAGCAUGUGCCAUUAACUGUGAGCAAUAUUCGAAGAAAGCUUUGUACAUACUCGGUCCUGGGGCGUUUCUUCAUACUGAAAAAAGUGGUAUAUAUGUGUGAAUAGGUCUGAUAGACUGAGGAUUUUGAGGAUUAUGCAGAAAGGGCUGAAUUCCUCCACAACUAGGAAGGAUAAUAAUUAGCCUUUCAUUUCAAAGUCUGAUUAAAUUUUGUAGCGUGAAAUAUAUUUUUAAUAAUCUGAAUUGGAA